Messenger RNA from Echinostoma caproni, 798 nucleotides. NCBI's taxonomy places the organism in Eukaryota, Metazoa, Platyhelminthes, Trematoda, Plagiorchiida, Echinostomatidae. The record is from the annotation of a GenBank genome assembly.
AUGGUGUGCAUCCUUUUGGGGGUCGCCUCCCGCGAUUUGGGGACUCCGCGCAAGAUAAUGCUCUUUGCUCAUAAUAGUCUUCUGUCUGGGCCCUUAGAACGCGUUGGGCCCCUUCGGACGUACCUGGAAGUGUACUUUACCACAACUCCCAGUUCAGAAUUUACUAUUCGAGCACUCAGGAAAACGUUCAGUAGAGAAGGUGUCUCGCAUGCUAUCGUGACUGACACUGGAAGUCAUUUCACUGCCAAGAAAGUUACAGAUUGGUUGAACUCCGUGAGUUGUCAGCAUGUUCUCACUCCACCCCAACAUCCGCAAUCCAAUGGCGCAGCCGAAAACUUUGUACGCACGCUGAAGAGUGCCAUUGCUUCUUUGAAUCCCAGUACAUUCGACGAACUGGACAGAGGUGUUGAUAACUUUCUGAUGCAAUACCGUAACGCAGUACAUUCAACUACGGGACACAGUCCAGCAAAGCUGUUUAAGAGUCGAGUACUUCGAACAAAUCUUUUACGCUUGGAGUCUGCGGAGGUCGUGUAUCGUCCUGGUACCGAUUUACGACCCUCUAGGGGCAUUGUACUGGACAAUAUGGGACAAAGAGUAUGUCGCAUAUUGGAUCUAGAUGAUGGCACUGCACAUCGCAGACAUGUAGGCCAAAGGAAUUACAUCCCAGUACAUAUGUCGAAAACAGUACAGAACGAUCCAGAAGAUCUGAACGAUUACUCAACAACUUCCGCCGUGAUUACAGAAGACCGGAGCUUCAUUCAAGUUGCGGCGGAUGUGGUGAUUGCUCAUGAACCAUGA